CACGCUCCACUGAACCCCAGCAAGGAUUCUCCAUCCAUCACGAAGUUCAAUCACUUCUUAUCACAGCCACUUUUUCUGUCUGUCAGAAGAAAAUUCUUCAAGACACAAUAUCAACCAUGCCUGCCCAAGACGUUGGCUUCAACAAGGUUGGCAUGCUCGGCGUGGGCAGCAUGGGCAGCGCCAUGGCCCUGCUCAUGGCCGAGUAUGACUUCCAGGUGUUUUUCUAUGACCCCAGCAAGGAGUCCAUGGACAAGCUCGACAAGAAAAAGAGCGACCUGAAGAUGGAUGACAAGGUCAAGAGAUGCAGCAGCUUUGUGGACGUCUGCGACAAGAUCAAGGACAAGGGGAAGCCCCGCGUGUUUGUGCUCAGCAUACCCCAUGGCGAGCCGGCGGAUAAGUGUAUCGAGGCGGUCAGGAGCAAGCUCGACAAGGGGGACACUUUUAUCGACUGCGGCAAUGAGCACUGGACCAACACUGAGCGCAGGCAGGCCCAGCUAGAGCCGAAGGGGAUAUACUACGUCGGGUGUGGCGUGUCGGGAGGGUACCAGAGUGCACGGUCCGGGCCGUCAAUGUCUCCCGGCGGCUCGAAGGAGGCCCUCGCGCAGGUGAUGCCGUUCUUGAGGACGAUUGCUGCCAAGGACAAGAAGGGCACGCCUUGCACGGUCGAGGUUGGUCCUGGCGGCAGCGGGCACUAUGUCAAGAUGGUGCACAACGGCAUCGAGCAGGGGAUGAUGUCUAUCAUCGCCGAAGUGUGGAUGCUCUUCACCAGAGGCCUUGGGCUUAAGCACGAGGAAAUAGGCAACAUCUUUGCUAAGUGGAACAAAGAGGGUCCUCUUCACGACUGUUUCCUUGUCGACAUCGCUGCAGUCAUCGAGCGAUCCAAGAACAAGGACGGCCGCUACGUCCUCGACACGGUGCGGGACAAGGUCGUCCAAGAUGUCGACGAGGAAGAAGGCACCGGCACCUGGACGUGCGAGGAGGCCGUGGCACUGCACGUGCCCGCCCCGACCAUUCUCAGCGCACACCUGUUCCGCUGUGCGUCGGCAGACCUCGCCGAGCGCAUCCUGCACCGCCAGGCUACGGGGUCCAAGGUCGACAUGCUGCCCCUGAACGUGCAGGACAAGCACGCCGUCAUCGAGACGCUGCACAAGGCGACGUACUUCUGCUUCCUCGCGUGCUUCACGCAGGGGAUGGACAUCAUCCGCGCCAAGGACAAGCAGAAGAAAUGGGGCCUCGACUUCACCAAGAUCAUGCAGCUCUGGCGUGGCGGCUGCAUCAUCCAGGCGGAUCACAUCACCGACCUGAUUACCAAGGUGUACAAGCGACACGACCACAGCCAGCACGACAUGCUCUCGAGCCCCGAGAUCGGCAAGGAGCUGUCGGCCAACUGGGAUGCGCUGAAAAGUGUCGUGAUCAGGGGCGUCCAGACGGACGCUUUCAUCCCGGCCAUCAGCCAGACUGCCGAGUAUUACAAGUACAUGACUUCUACAGGACUGCCGACGCAGUUCAUGGAGGCGCAGCUGGAUUUCUUUGGGGAGCACAUGUAUGAUUGCAAGGAUGAUCCGAUCGGCGGGCCAGUCAAGGGCAAGCACCACUUUGAGUGGCGUCCCGCCAAGGGGAUUACCGGAAAGUAGAUUCAACUUAAGACUCGG
Microdochium trichocladiopsis is the source of this 1652-nucleotide messenger RNA. RefSeq names its product 6-phosphogluconate dehydrogenase. Lineage: Eukaryota; Fungi; Ascomycota; Sordariomycetes; Xylariales; Microdochiaceae. The transcript has 2 exons. The record is from RefSeq and is a predicted model, not a curated record. Bases 117 to 1634 code for a protein of 505 amino acids. Gene Ontology annotation, molecular function: NADP binding; phosphogluconate dehydrogenase (decarboxylating) activity. Gene Ontology annotation, cellular component: cytosol. Gene Ontology annotation, biological process: pentose-phosphate shunt, oxidative branch; pentose-phosphate shunt.